Messenger RNA from Psammomys obesus (fat sand rat), 1876 nucleotides. It is a transcript of the gene Slc32a1, whose product is annotated as solute carrier family 32 member 1. The record is from RefSeq and is a predicted model, not a curated record. Bases 266 to 1837 code for a protein of 523 amino acids. Gene Ontology annotation, cellular component: vacuolar membrane. NCBI's taxonomy places the organism in Eukaryota, Metazoa, Chordata, Mammalia, Rodentia, Muridae. Gene Ontology annotation, molecular function: amino acid transmembrane transporter activity. Gene Ontology annotation, biological process: amino acid transmembrane transport. The transcript is spliced from 2 exons.
GCCGCCGUCGCCGCCGCCCUCCGCAGCCCAGCCGGCACCCGCGCCAGCUCUGCAGUGCACUCGUCGCCUCCCGGGCCGGUCCCACCGAGAGUCAGCCUAGCGCGCCGGGAGGAGCCCGCCUCGAACGCCCUGCGCAAGGGUCAUGAGCCAGAGCGCCCCGGGGCGCCGCGCCGAGAGCCAGCGGAGGUAGCGGCCCAAGCUGCCCUGACGCGCGCCCGCCGCGUCCCCAGACCUUCCUGUCCUUUCCUCCCGUCCGGUCGCUGCCAUGGCCACCCUGCUCCGCAGCAAGCUGACCAACGUGGCCACGUCCGUGUCCAACAAGUCCCAGGCCAAGGUGAGCGGCAUGUUUGCCAGGAUGGGCUUUCAGGCGGCCACGGAUGAGGAGGCGGUGGGCUUCGCACACUGCGACGACCUCGACUUCGAGCACCGCCAGGGCCUGCAGAUGGACAUCCUGAAGUCCGAGGGCGAGCCCUGCGGGGACGAGGGCGCCGAGCCUCCCGUCGAGGGAGACAUCCAUUACCAGCGCGGCGGCGCUCCUCUGCCGCCCUCCGGCUCCAAGGACCAGGCCGUAGGUGGCGAGUUUGGGGGUCACGACAAGCCCAAGAUCACGGCGUGGGAGGCGGGCUGGAACGUGACGAACGCCAUUCAGGGCAUGUUCGUGCUCGGCCUCCCCUACGCCAUCCUCCACGGCGGCUACCUGGGCCUGUUCCUCAUCAUCUUCGCCGCGGUGGUGUGCUGCUACACGGGUAAGAUCCUCAUCGCGUGCCUGUACGAGGAGAACGAAGACGGCGAGGUGGUGCGCGUGAGGGACUCGUACGUGGCCAUUGCGAACGCCUGCUGCGCCCCUCGCUUCCCCACGCUGGGCGGCCGCGUGGUCAACGUGGCGCAGAUCAUCGAGCUGGUGAUGACGUGCAUCCUGUACGUGGUGGUGAGCGGCAACCUCAUGUACAACAGCUUCCCGGGGCUGCCCGUGUCGCAGAAGUCCUGGUCCAUCAUCGCCACGGCCGUGCUGCUGCCCUGUGCCUUCCUGAAGAACCUCAAGGCCGUGUCCAAGUUCAGCCUGCUGUGCACGCUGGCCCACUUCGUCAUCAACAUCCUGGUCAUCGCCUACUGCCUCUCGCGCGCGCGCGACUGGGCCUGGGAGAAGGUGAAGUUCUACAUCGACGUCAAGAAGUUCCCCAUCUCCAUCGGCAUCAUCGUGUUCAGCUACACGUCGCAGAUCUUCCUGCCCUCGCUCGAAGGCAACAUGCAGCAGCCCAGCGAGUUCCACUGCAUGAUGAACUGGACGCACAUCGCCGCCUGCGUGCUCAAGGGCCUCUUCGCGCUCGUCGCCUACCUCACCUGGGCCGACGAGACCAAGGAGGUGAUCACGGAUAACCUGCCCGGCUCCAUCCGCGCCGUCGUCAACCUCUUCCUGGUGGCCAAGGCGCUGCUCUCCUACCCGCUGCCCUUCUUCGCGGCCGUGGAGGUGCUGGAGAAGUCGCUCUUCCAGGAGGGCAGCCGCGCCUUCUUCCCCGCCUGCUACGGGGGCGACGGGCGCCUCAAGUCCUGGGGGCUGACGCUGCGCUGCGCGCUGGUCGUCUUCACGCUGCUCAUGGCCAUCUACGUGCCGCACUUCGCCCUGCUCAUGGGUCUCACGGGCAGCCUCACCGGAGCCGGCCUCUGCUUCCUGCUGCCCAGCCUCUUCCACCUGCGCCUGCUCUGGCGCAAGCUGCUGUGGCACCAGGUCUUCUUCGACGUGGCCAUCUUCGUCAUCGGCGGCAUCUGCAGCGUGUCCGGCUUCGUGCAUUCACUCGAGGGCCUCAUCGAGGCCUACCGAACCAACGCCGAGGACUAGGGGGCGAGGGCCCUGCCUCCCACCCUCCCCCGCCCCAGC